GGUAGAUAGAUAGAGAGAGCGUGUGUUUAUGUCUCAGUGUGUGACAAAUAAGAGGGAAAAGGUAGCGGUGGGGCUCCCAACAAAGCGCCCCACUGACUGACGCAUAUAGAGUGCAGAGAUCCGGAGAAGCAGUCCACUCCCAGGGAUGACAACACGGCAGAGGAUCUACUUUCAACCCACUCUGUCUUUAAACUGAAAGUUUUUGCGCGUCGCCGAAGGGAAGGACACCUGCUCUCAAGUCUCCACCGAGUGAAAGCGAUAACCUGCAACAUGCAGAGACCCGGCGGCCAAGGGACGGCGUUUUCUAUCGAUUCCCUGAUAGGGACCCCUCAGCCCAGACCGGGACACCUGCUCUACACGGGCUAUCCUAUGUUCAUGCCGUACAGACCUUUGGUUAUUCCACAAGCUUUAUCCCACUCGCCUUUAUCGUCUGGUAUACCUCCACUUGCGCCUUUGGCUUCUUUUGCGGGACGGCUCACCAACACCUUCUGUGCCAGUUUGGGACAGGGGGUGCCAUCCAUGGUCGCGCUCACCACGACGAUGCCAAGUUUCUCGGAUCCACCGGACAGUUUCUACCCGCCACAAGAACUCCCCGGCCCCCGUUUAAGCGCCGCCGAUCCCGGAGCGAGGAGACAGGAGAGUCCUCACUCCGAGGAGCUGCACAGCCGGGACAAGGGCUCCGAGCUGCUCAACUUCUCGGAAACUUUUCAAACAAUAUCAGGUGAGACCAAACUGUACAGUUCAGACGACGAGAAGCUGGACCUAAAGUCAGCAGACACGGUGUGCAGCGACCGAGAGGACAGCUCCGCAGACAGCGAGAACGAAAGUUUCUCGGACGGGAACAACUGUGGCUCCAUGUCCCAGAAGAGCAAACUAAAAACCGGCUCUCAGGAGGCGCUGCCGACCGGCGGCUCAGCGGGGAAGAGCCGCAGGAGACGAACAGCUUUUACCAGCGAGCAGCUGCUCGAACUUGAAAAGGAGUUUCACUGUAAAAAGUACCUUUCUCUGACUGAACGCUCCCAGAUUGCACAUGCACUUAAACUGAGCGAGGUGCAGGUGAAGAUCUGGUUUCAGAACCGCAGGGCCAAAUGGAAACGGAUCAAAGCCGGCAACGUCAACAACCGGUCAGGAGAACCGGUGCGAAAUCCCAAAAUUGUGGUCCCCAUCCCUGUGCACGUCAACAGGUUUGCUGUGAGGAGUCAGCAUCAACAAAUAGAGCAAGGGACCAGGCCAUGAACUCAGAUGAAAAACAAAAAUAUUAAUAAUAAUUAAAAAAAAAACGAACACUUACAUUGACUCUAUGUUCCACUGAUUUGUUGAACGCAUGAAGCACAAAAAGGAGGAUUCAGUAACUUUGUCUGAGAGGUGAGACCGAGCAGAGGAGAGGAUUUGCUCGCAGACAGACGAAUUAGUUGGCAAUAUGCUGUCAUUUUUAUUUAUUGUUCUGUGAAUAUGUAAAUAUAAAUGGGUAAAAAUUGGUACAAAUGGGCACUAUGAGAUGAGACUGUAAAGAUUUUUUUAAGUAUUUAUAUGUAGGGCCAAAAUGUUCUGUUGGUUAUGUGCAUGUCCUCAUUUGGUGAAACUAUUCAGAUUUUUCUUUCUUUGUUUGUUUCGUGUUUCGUACAAUUUGUUGAGCACAUUUGCAUGUAACUUAAGACGUUUUUACAUUUUGUUUGGCGACUGUAGGAUCCACCUCUGACAGCUAUUUGUGAAAAAAAAAUAAGAAAAGAUGUGAAGGAAAUAAUGACCAAACAAGGGACAACUGUAAAGUAUAUUGACCUAAUAAAUCGCUUUAUACGAAAGUUGGAAUCCAGAUUGAAUCAUUAUUACAGAGGGGAUAGAACAACAAUGUUUGGGUUUUUUUGUAUUUGUGAAAAAUAGGAAUUAUUUUAUCCUGUUAAAAUGAAAAAUGUGGCCUGCACUGUUUGAACAUAGCGACUCAUUUGGAACUGAUGGGAGACUAUAACAGCACAAACAGCAGUCAGAUGGCUGA
Molecule: messenger RNA, 1993 nt
Organism: Seriola aureovittata
Lineage: Eukaryota; Metazoa; Chordata; Actinopteri; Carangiformes; Carangidae
Gene: gbx1
Product: gastrulation brain homeobox 1
Exons: 2
Coding region: 271-1236 (321 amino acids)
Biological process (GO): regulation of nervous system development; regulation of transcription by RNA polymerase II
Cellular component (GO): nucleus
Molecular function (GO): DNA-binding transcription factor activity, RNA polymerase II-specific; RNA polymerase II transcription regulatory region sequence-specific DNA binding
Source: RefSeq, a predicted model, not a curated record